Molecule: messenger RNA, 7955 nt
Organism: Ahaetulla prasina
Lineage: Eukaryota; Metazoa; Chordata; Lepidosauria; Squamata; Colubridae
Gene: PRTG
Product: protogenin
Exons: 20
Coding region: 253-3777 (1174 amino acids)
Biological process (GO): axon guidance; cell-cell adhesion
Cellular component (GO): axon; plasma membrane
Molecular function (GO): protein binding
Source: RefSeq, a predicted model, not a curated record
GCGCGUCCGGGGAGCCUCGCGCCCUCCGCCCGGCCCGGCCUGCCCUGCUCCGCCGGACCCGCAGCGCCCCUCCCCGCUUUUGUGCGGCCGUCUGUCCGCGCGCGCCAGCCUCCGUUCUGUGUCCCGGCAAGGCCGGAGAGGAGCAAAAGGCCGGCCGCGCCAGCGAAGCCCUUCGGCCCGUGGAGCGAGGGGUCGCGCGGCUGGCCGCCCGGGGAGGGCGAUGCCCAAGAGCACGCUGGUGCUCGUUGCUAAAUGGCGCCUCGCCGGAGCCCUGGCCUCGCCGCCGCCGCCCUUCUCCUGCUUGCCGCCCUCCCAGGGAUAAGGAGCUUUAGUGAACUGUUUUUCGUGAAAGAGCCUCAAGAUGUGACUGUUGCCAGAAAGCAAGCUGUGGUUUUAGACUGCCUGGUGCGUGGUGAGGACCCCAUCACCAUCACGUGGCUCAGAAAUGGAGUUAAAGUUUCUGAAAAUGAACAGAUCCACUCUUUGUCCAAUGGCUCUUUAUAUAUACGCCAGCUGGAGAGCGGCAAGCCAGGCGAAAGGCUGGAUGAAGGAGGCUAUCAGUGCUUGGCUCUGAAUAAACACGGCGCUGUUCUCAGCCAGAAAGCGCAUCUCACCUUUGCAACCCUCUCUGCCUUUGAAGUCCAGCCUCUCCCCACAGAGGUCCACGAAGGGGGCGUGGCUAGAUUUGCCUGCAAAAUCCCAGCCCACCCUCCAGCCAUCAUCACCUGGGAAGUGAAUGGGACAGUGCUGCUAAUGGAGACGGACAGGAUAACUAUGCUGCCAUCCGGAGUGCUACAGAUCUAUAGCGUUGAGCCAAAAGAUGCAGGGAGUUACCGUUGUGUUGCUACAACAGUUGUCGGCCGGCGGAGGAGUGGCGAGGCUAAACUCACUGUUGCUCCAGCUACCAAUACCAAGCUUUUCCAUAAGCCAUCCAUUAUAGCUGGCCCCCAAAAUAUGACAGCUUCUCUUCACCAAACGGUCAUCUUUGAGUGUGUGGCCAUCGGGAAUCCAAAACCAAUUGUGUCCUGGAGUCGCCUUGACCACAAGUCCAUCGAUGUUUUCAACACACGGGUGCUUGGAAAUGGGAACCUCAUGAUCUCAGACGUGAAGAUACAACAUUCUGGUGUGUACGUUUGCCGUGCUACAAUCCCUGGCACACGCAACUUCACCACUGCAAUGGCAACACUGCUGGUGCUAGCCCCCCCUGCUUUUGUGGAGUGGCCGGAGAGCUUGACCAGGCCCCGAGCUGGCACAGCCCGUUUUGCCUGCCAGGCAGAAGGCAUUCCAACACCCAAGAUAUCCUGGCUGAAGAAUGGCCGGAAGAUCCAUUCCAAUGGCAGAAUCAAGACCUAUAGCAGUAAAUUGGUGAUCAACCAGAUCAUCCCUGAAGACGAUGCCAUCUACCAGUGCGUGGCUGAGAACAGCCAAGGGUCUGUCCUUGCCAGGGCACGCCUGACAGUCGUUCUCUCUGAAGACCGGCCCAGCGCACCUUGCAAUGUCCAUGCAGAAACCAUGUCAAGCUCAGCCAUUCUCUUGGCGUGGGAGAGGCCACUGUAUAAUUCAGACAAAGUGAUUGCCUAUUCGGUGCACUAUAUGAAGGCAGAAGGCUUAAACAAUGAAGAAUAUCAAGUGGUGAUUGGAAAUGACACCACCCAUUAUAUUAUUGAUGACUUGGACCCUGCCAGCAACUACACCUUCUACGUGGUGGCCUACAUGCCCCUGGGGGCCAGCCAGAUGUCUGACCACGUCACUCGGCAUACACUGGAAGACGUCCCGCUGAGGGCUCCCGAGCUCAGUCUGACCAGCAGAACCCCCUCUGAUGUCCUCAUCUCCUGGCUCCCCAUCCCGGUCAAGUACCGGCGAGGGGAAGUGGUGGCUUUCCGCCUCUCUUUCCGUCUCAGCACGGAAAGCAGCAUCAAGGGACUGGAGUUCCCAGGGACCACCUAUGAAUACCUGCUCCGGGGGUUGAAGCCCGACAGCGUCUACUUGGUUCGCAUUUCUGCUGCCACAAAAGUCGGUUGGGGCGAGGCUUCUCUGUGGACUUCCCAUCGCACCCCAAAAGCCACCAGUGUCAAAGCACCAAAAUCUCCUGAAUUGCGCCUAGAACCCUUGAACUGCACAACAAUCACUGUGAAGUGGCAGCAAGAGCUUGCAGACAUGGCCGCCAUCCAAGGCUACAAGCUGUACUAUAAGGAAGAAGGCCAGCAAGAGAGUGGACCAAUUCUGCUCAGGGCCAGGGAUUCCACCUACACCAUUGGCAGCCUGGGUGAGCAGGACCUGAUGCCCCUCUCAGCUCAGGGGGAGAUUUUCCUUCACCGCUAUUGGGGGCAACAGAAAACAAGAAGGGUGAUCAGUGAAGACCCCAGAAGGAAGUAUCACGUGAGGCUGCUGGCAUACAACAGUGUGGAGGAAGGCUACGAGGCAGACCAGACUGUCAGCACCCCUGGCUGCGUGUCUGUUCGGGACCGCCUGGUGCCACCCCCUCCGCCACCCCACCACCUUUACGCCAAAGCAAACUCUUCCUCCUCCAUCUUCCUGCACUGGGGGCGGCCUGCCUUCACUUCAACACAGCUCAUCAACUACACUCUCCGCUGUCACCCCGUGGGGCUGCAGAAUGCGUCUUUAGUGCUCUAUCUUCAAACGUCAGAGACUCACUUGAUGGUGCAAGGACUGGAGCCAAAUACCAAGUAUGAGUUUGCCGUUCGGCUGCAUGUGGAUCAGCUCUCCAGCCCAUGGAGUCCAGUGGUUUACCACAGCACUCUCCCAGAAGUUCCAGCUGGUCCACCCCUGGAAGUGAAGGCAACACUGAUUGAGGAAGGCACAGCCUUGGUCUCCUGGAAGCCACCAGCUGGCAUCAGAACCCUUGUCUCCCGUUACACCAUUCUGUAUGCCUCCAGGAAAGCUUGGAUCGCAGGCGAGUGGCAUGUCCUGCAUCGGGAAGGAACAAUAACCAUGGCUUUACUAGAGAACCUCAGGGUGGGAAGUGUCUACCUCAUCAAACUUGCUGCAUCCAACGAAGUGGGCGAAGGGCCUUUUUCUAGUGUGGUGGAACUUGCAGUCCUACCAAAGGAACCCUCGGAGGCAAACCAAAGACCAAAACGCCUGGAUUCCACAGAGGCUGACACAACUCGUUCUGGCUCUUAUCAGUUGGACCAGAGGUCAAUGACGGGCAUAAUUGCAGGUGUCUCUAUUGCCCUGGUGUGCAUUUUAGUCUGCAUCCUUAUCCUGAUCUACCGUGGCAAAGCAAGGAAAGCAACGCCUUCCAAAAGCAGCCAGCCCAGCCCUGACCCACUCCCUCACAAUGGCAGCCACUCUUCUACAAGGAACCACGGGGGAGGAGCCAAAACUCUGCAAAGCCUGGCAGAGAAUGAACGAUCUCUCUUGCCCAGGAUUACAGGGGGAAGCUUUCUGGAUGCCAAGGGUGGAACUGACCUUAUUAUAAACCGCUUUGGUCCAGUCACGAAGAAGAGAACCCAGAAGAAAUGGCUCUUCCUCCAUGGCUCUCGGAAAGAAAAAGCAGAGGAGGCCCCGAGACAGCUGGCCUCAGCAGCCUUCCUGUACCAGUCAGGGGCAGCCAUGCUUAUUGGUGAAGAGCAGCAGCCAAGUGCCCGAGUGAUCUGCAGCCUAGGAACUGACACAGAGCAUUCAGCAAACAGCCAAGGCAGCCAUGAGACUGGGGAUUCGGGAAGGUUCUCCCACGAAUCCAACGAGGAGCUGCACCCCCACCUCCCGGCUUGGGGGUUGCAGAUUCCUUCCCAGACAGCGACUCGCACCUGACAGCCAGCUGUCCUGUCCCCAGGCCUCUCCAGCCGCCGCCGGCUGCCAGUGGCAAUGAGACAUCGUGCAGGGAACAAUGAACUGGGAGGCCAAGCUUUCAGUGGGAUGCCCGAGGACUGGCAGGCAACCUGUGUUUCCACCGCCUCUUUGUGUUUUCCUUCCCUAGUGAAUGUCCAGUGUGCAAAAAUGUGAAAGGAGAGCAGGGUGGCCCUCCUCUCUGUCACUGGAGCAAAGGUGCUGCCUUUGCUUGGAUAUCUACCUCAGCUUGCCAAGGCAGACGCCAAAGGAAGCAAUCGCACUACCUCAUUUUCUUGUGUGAAAGUAUCGCUUGCGGCUGCAGGACUGGUGAUCACUUCCUGGCAGCCCUGAGUCCUUUCCCCGAAUGUAUGGAGAGCGAGCAUGUGCCUGUGAACCAAGGAGUUGUGUUGGGAAGCAGAGGGGGCUGCCCCACUGGCCUUGGGCAGAACAAUCCCCAAAAGAGGGUCACUCCAGGGACCGGCGGGGCAGAGGCUGCAGGUAGCUGUGGGGCCCUCCGUAGGCCACCCCAGCCCCAGAGUCCCACCUGCCUUGUCAGUGCCUUCUUCUAGAGUCCACAACUGGGGAGACCAGGGGGGCGGGGGGCUUUCUGCCUCUGCUGUGCUCCCUUGGCCAGAUGAUUCCCCCAAGUAUUCUGGCGGUAACGGUGCCUUCCAUUAGAUAGCUAUGAACUCACUGCUUGCCUUACUUAUGAAGUUUCUCUGGAGUCCAGAACGAGGCCUUACAUGUUUUCUGCAGGUUGCCUUGGGAAUCCCCCAUUGAUUUCCCUGGCUGGUGCUGAGCAUGGGAACCCAUUAGCCUGGGACGUGGCCCACAGGUCAGUGCUCGGACGGAGCCCCUCUCCACUAAAGGCACAGUGGAGCAUCCUCUUGGUUCCCACACAUCUCUUGUUUUAUACUACCUCUUUUUAAAAUUAUUCUAGUGUUAUUGUUUUCCUGUGCUCAGGGUGCAGUUUGUUACUUUUAAGCUGUCUUGCGUGUUGUAAGGCAAACUGACAGGGUAUCUCGUGUUUUGUUUUGUUCUGAAGUUAGUGAGUGAGCGAGUGAAUGAGAUGGUGAGCAAAAGAGAGAGUUUGUAUUCACCAAAAUUGUAAGCUAGCUGGUACAAUUCCCUUCUGUUUCCAUUUAGAAAAGGUUUGGCCAAACAUCCCAGAUGGGAUUUGCAGAUGAGUCUCUUGCAGGUGACAGGAAAUACAUAUUUAGGACAUGAGGCCGGUUGUGGGUCUGAAUGGCGGUAGGCUUAGUGAGAGGACCAACGGUCCCCCUCCCUGCUCUCCCUGUCCCACUUUGGGGCUGGCAAGCUGGACUGUAGCCUUGCAAGAGCCCCCAGAGGCUGUUGUGUCAUCUGAGAGCUUUGGCCAGGCGGACACUGUCUUUUCCACCAUUUUUCUGAUGCAAAGGUUUUAAAGAAAAUAAUAAUCUUGUACCAAAGAAUUUUCUGUGGAAAGGAGAAGAAAGCUUCAUAUUUUCCCCAAAAGAUAAUUGAGAUAGUUAAAAAACACACCAUCAAAUAAUUUUAAUGCCUAAGUAGAUAUGAACCCAAAAGAGCUGAGAACCAAAUGGAGAUUAGGAGUGGACUGGGUGCUUUUACAAAGUGAUCUUUCGUGUUAUUGCUGCCAGAAUUGUUUUAUAAAAGUUGGAGUAAGACCCUCUCGGCUCCAGUGACUUCAAGUGUAAUUUUGUUUUCCUUUUCUUCAGCAGUUCUAUUAAGUAGCAGAGAGAAUAUUUCUGAUGUUCAUUUAUACUUGUUGAAGAAAAGGAAAUUUGUUUGCCAAAGAUUGAUUGGGGGGUCUUGUUGGCCAGAGCUGGGUCUGCCCCGCCAUCAAAUGAUGUCUGCUCAGGUGGGCAGCUUGCUGAGUUUCAUGACAAUACCCUUCAAUGCCUGCUGUGCUGAGGGGGCCCUCUUCUCCAAAGACUUGCUUGCUGUGAAUAUUGACACUUUUGGACCUCUUCUGGGGACGAGGAGGCAGUGCCAGGGCAUUCUUGUUUCUGGCAGUUGGUGGCUGAAGACAAGGCCCAUCCCCUGAGCCCUCAGGAUGGAGGAGCCUGCCCUCACACAGAGGCGGGGCUGAGCAGAGACAUCCUGGUGUGGGAAGGUGCACCGAUGGCCUCCUUGGGUCUUCUGCUUUUCCUGCAGAGGGUCCUUUUCUCCCGAGUUGCCAGAGCGCAAGCUCAAGAGAGGGAAGGGGGAUUUGCAAGUUGGAAAUAGUUUGUGUCCAAGGUUGCAGAGCAGCAAAUGAAGAAAACCAAAGAUAUUUAAGGCUACCUUGAUGUAGAGGCCUAUGCUAGGUAGGUGACCUUUCUUUACUUUUGUUGUUUUUGUUGUUUUGUUUUGAAUUGACAUUAUCUUUUCAGGUGCCCCCCCCCCACCUGUAUACGGGGCCAUGUGUGUGUGUGAAUGAUCUCUCCUUCAUCACAGGGCAAACCUGGGCUAGUAUGGGGUGGGGGUUGACUCUCACUCUUGGGAUCUGUGGAUGCUUCCUAGCAAAAUGGUUUCUUUCCUUCCAUCUUCUUUUAAAUCCAGGGGGACCUAAGGGGCAUCUGCCCCCAUCAGUUCCCUGGGACAUCCAAGAAAGCAUUUGGAAGCGUGACCUGACGCUCCCAGUGCAUAUGCUGAGCUUGUGCCAUCAGCAACCUGCACAGGUGGUGCAGUUGGUUCCAUGGAAACAUCUGUAACCAGGUCCUCCAUUCUGAAGAGCAGUAAAAGGCCACUUUUCCAAAUAUCAGUUCAGGGCAUAUUGUCCAUUCAGUGCCAAAAAAAAAAAAGCCAGGUCAGGUGCAAGAGGUGUCUGUGUGUGCAGUUUGCAGGUCUUUGGGCAAUUGAGUGUGGCUCUCCCCCUCCCCCAGGCACCUGGGGGAGCCGCCUGACCUGUAUUGGGGGGCACAGCUGAGCCGUGUGGGCUCGAUCACAAUGAUCUGCAAGCAUUGUGUAUAAAGCAUGUGCUUUUUGAACCUCACCAGUCAUGGCAGGUUCAUCAAACCUUUCCAUUCAUUUGGGAGACUCUUAUCCCAGGUUUCAGGUUUAAGACACCUGUCUUAAUUUUGUUUUGAACACUAUCCUGAAUUUAUUCAUCUAUUUAAAAAGAGUUUAAUGUUUUUCCAUCUUAUCCUUAGGGGUUUCAGAAUUCUAGCUGGCAUCAUCACAAGGUUUGCUUUGUUUUUCUCUAUGACACAUUUCUUUGGGCACAACUGUUUUGCUGCUGCUUUUACUCUUCUUGUUCUCAAGUACCACCUCACGCCAAAAGCAGGGCAGUGAAGCCUCAGGAAAAGGGGGUUACAAUGGCACCACCAGGGCAUCCCCUCGCACACCUUGGCUGCCUUGCCUUGCAUCUCAAAAAUGAGUGGCAACACCACCCAACUCUCACUUGCACUUGAAUUCAUUUUCCAUCAAUUUGGAAGAGCAACUAAAAUUGGAGCAGUAGGGAAAAAUUGUCCCUGAAGUGUCUGAAAUCAAUCACAUCUGGAUUCUAGUUGUGCAUUGGAGCAAGUGUGAACCUCAUCACUGGGGUGUACUUUGCUGACUCCAGACUCUUUUGGGGCAAGUUGGCACAUGGAGCUUCCACCAAGCUCCCCCCCCCCCCCCGAAGCCAUCUCAAUCUUGUUGCUGCACACACAGAGCACCUGCUGCAUCAGGCCUAGCACUUUGCUAAAUGGCUGUUUAAAAUUCGCUUUCAUGUAUUCUUGAAGAUGUGAAUGAAUUGCCAGUGGGGGAGUCCAGCGAGGCUUUUUGGCCAAGGGUGUUCUGGCUCUUGCCACUCCUGCUUUUUUCUUGAAGGGCCGUCAGUGGCUGGCCAGCCAAUGGGGGAAAUGAGCUGAAUUAUAUUAAUUUUAUAUUUGACUCAGGGGAUCAGCUCUGUGAACUCCAUUGCGUGAGGACAGUUGGUGAUGGUCUGAUAAUGAAUGUACCUUUUAAGAUGUCUUUUUUUAAACAUUUUGCUUAUAAUGUGUAUUUUUAAAAAACUUUUUGAUAGCAUAGUGAAUGUUUACCUGUGUCCUUCCUCUUUCCCCUUAUCAGUUCCCAGUUCCUGAUGGUAGCACAAACGUCAUGCCAAAAAUGAGUAGGAAUUUAAAUGCCAAAAUGUUUAUGAACCUGCUAUCUUACACAGAUGAUUGCACAGUUGAAAUAAAAGUUUCCUGUAGUAA